Molecule: messenger RNA, 776 nt
Organism: Dromiciops gliroides (monito del monte)
Lineage: Eukaryota; Metazoa; Chordata; Mammalia; Microbiotheria; Microbiotheriidae
Gene: PRDX5
Product: peroxiredoxin 5
Exons: 6
Coding region: 26-646 (206 amino acids)
Biological process (GO): cell redox homeostasis; hydrogen peroxide catabolic process; cellular response to oxidative stress
Cellular component (GO): cytoplasm; mitochondrion; peroxisome
Molecular function (GO): thioredoxin peroxidase activity
Source: RefSeq, a predicted model, not a curated record
GGGCCGUACUCGGAGCAGGGUGGGGAUGGGGCUGGCGGGGCUGCUCGCUCUCGGGCGCGGCGCUGGGCCCGCACUUAAAGGGGCGUCGGGAGCUGUCGCCGUCGUCCAGAGCUUUCCUGCCGUGUCGGUUCGGACCCUGCGCAGCAGCUCUGCAGCCAUGGCCCCAAUCAAGGUGGGCGAUGCCCUUCCAUCUGUGGAGGUAUUUGAGGGAGACCCGGGCAAGAAGGUGAACCUGGCAGAGCUGUUCAAAGGCAAGAAGGGGGUGCUCUUUGGAGUCCCCGGAGCUUUCACGCCAGGCUGUUCCAAGACCCACCUGCCUGGAUUUGUGGAGCAGGCUGAUGCUCUGAAGUCCAAGGGGGCCCAGGUGGUGGCCUGCCUCAGCGUCAAUGAUGUCUUUGUGGUCAGUGAAUGGGGCCACUCACAGAAAGCUUCAGGCAAGGUUCAGCUGCUGGCUGACCCCACAGGGGCCUUCGGGAAGGCAACUGGGCUGUUACUGGAUGACUCCCUUGUACCCCUGUUUGGGAAUCAUCGUCUGAAGAGGUUCUCCAUGGUGGUGCAGGACGGUGUUGUGAAAGCUCUGAAUGUGGAGCCAGAUGGCACAGGCCUCACCUGCAGCCUCGCCCCCAACCUUCUGUCUCAGCUCUGAAGCCAGGGCUUCACAGGACCAGCCCUGGACUCUGGGCUCUCUCCACAGGGAGCCAAGACCUCACAAUUGGCAUCUGGUCCACCAGCUUCUCAAGGUUCUACAAUAAAAUAGUUCCGUUUGCUGUCUCUCA